AUGAUCUUUUAUCUUGCAAGUAUUUUCCUAUUUGCAGUCGUUUCGGCCAUUCCAAGCGGUCGAGUCGACGUGGUGUUUCCGUCGGUGGAAACAUCGCGAUCUGGAGUGAAGAUAAUCAAAUUCCGAGCUUUAAACGAGGAAAUUGAACUGAAAUUAGAACCCGCUGGCGAAAUAUUGGCGGAAAACUUCACACUUCUUGACGGAAAGAAUCAAAUACGUCACUCGAUCGAUGUAGAAAAGUUGAAAAGUAAACUGUACAGAGACAGUUCUAAUGGAGCAGCUCUAAAGAUCGACGACGAUGGACCUGCCACCAUUGAAGGAAUUGUAAAUUCGAAAUUGAGAAUCGCACCGCACGAGUCCGGAAGAUCAGCUGAAGACGGAAGAAUAGCGCAUCAGAUUGUGGAAGUUAUAAGUGACGACGAAUCUUUUGGAUAUGACUCAGUCAUGCGUAUAAAUGUGAACGAUCAAAUAGAAAAUGUAGCGAGAGUGGCCAGAGACGAUCAGUGCAUAGUUGUAGAAUAUUUGGCCGUAACAGAAAGUAAUUUUACAAAACGAUUCCGAAGUGACAAAUAUCUAACACAAUAUAUAAGUAUAUUGUAUCUUGGGGUGCAAAACAUAUUCGAUACGCUUAAAAUGGGAAUAAAAAUUCGUGUACUCGGAAUUUCAUCAUUUACGAAGGAAACAGAACCGUCUUUCAUAGAACAAAGUGCAAUUCGGGGAGCUGAAGAAUAUCUCAAUCCGUUUAAUUUACUUAAUAAUAUGUUAAAUUACUACUGCACACAUUAUACUGGUUUGGCUAAAGAUGCUGAUAUCAUUAUGCUCUCUGUUAGUCGUAGAUUGGCCAAGAUAAUAGACGAUAAUACUCUUUCCUUAAGUAUUGAGGGCAUUACAUAUCUCGCCGGGGUUUGUGACUGUAACAAAGUUGGCAUUACCUUUGACAACUCGGAUUAUUUUGAAAGAGUUAUUUUAGUAGCUCAUGAAUCAGCUCAUUUACUUGGAAGCCCUCACGACGGCGACGGACCUAAUAAGGGACCUGCUGGAAAUCCAGGAGCAUUAGAUUGUCCAAAAACUGACGGUUAUAUAAUGGGAGAUCGAAGUGAUGAUGAUAAAAAAUAUAAAUUUUCCGAAUGUUCUAAGAGAUGCAUUGAAUACUUGCUAUCGCUGCCCCGGGCUUCUUGUGUAUUUGAAGACUGCAAAACUUAG
Messenger RNA from Centruroides sculpturatus (bark scorpion), 1203 nucleotides. Its product is annotated as venom metalloproteinase antarease-like TtrivMP_A. The transcript is spliced from 11 exons. Gene Ontology annotation, biological process: proteolysis. Gene Ontology annotation, molecular function: metalloendopeptidase activity. Lineage: Eukaryota; Metazoa; Arthropoda; Arachnida; Scorpiones; Buthidae. The record is from RefSeq and is a predicted model, not a curated record. Bases 1 to 1203 code for a protein of 400 amino acids.